ACACUAUAAAAUCGAUAGAAACUGCAAAUUCAAACCUAGGAAUUUGUUUACCAGGUGAACCAUUUAUUCCCGAAACAGUCAGCGUUGAAAGCCCCCUUGAUAAUUCAUGUUUAAUUGUCCAACCAGCAAGUUGUAAUAGAACCAACAAUAUACUCGACAACAAAGGUGAAAUUAACAAAGUGAAGUUAAUGGAGCAUAAUAUGAAUAACGACAAAAUCAGUAAAGCUAAGGUCUCGCGAAGUUACUCUCGACGCAAUCAUAAUUCUCCCCCUUACUGUGAGCCAUUGUCGCUAAAAUCGCUUGGAAACUUGCCUCUUAUCGAAAUAUCCAAGCCAUUUAUAACUCAGAAGAAGGAAAUCUUUUUAGAAAACCCAUCAAAUAUAUUGAAUGAUAAUACAACUAGCACCGACACAGUUACUCAGCAUGUGUGCAUUGGCCAAAUACCAGCUGAUAUCUCUGAAUUUAUUGUCUUAGACGGCGACGAAUGCAUGUCUGAGGGUGACAAUACUAAGUGGCGUUAG
This is a messenger RNA of Paramuricea clavata, 521 nucleotides long. The record is from the annotation of a GenBank genome assembly. NCBI's taxonomy places the organism in Eukaryota, Metazoa, Cnidaria, Anthozoa, Malacalcyonacea, Plexauridae.